UCGUCGUGUUCCCCCUCCUCUCAGUCUGCAUGCUGUAGCCCUGCUGUGCGGUCCUCUCAGCCCUCUCCCUGGAACACCAAUAGGAGGAGCCACCAACACACACACACACACACACACACACACAUUCAUACUCAGACACACACACGCGCACACACACACAGUCUGACAGCUCACAGCCUCUCUUCUGCACAUUCACCGCUAAGCACCAGCCAGCCAGGCCCGUUCAGAGCAGGGGAGCCCAGCUGUGUCGCCACUCACGAUGGAUGUACUGAUGAAGGGCUUCUCCAUGGCUAAGGAGGGGGUGGUGGCCGCCGCAGAGAAGACCAAGGCCGGCAUGGAGGAGGCGGCCGCUAAGACCAAAGAAGGGGUGAUGUAUGUAGGCAGCAAGACAAAGGAGGGAGUUGUGUCAUCAGUAAACACAGUGGCCAACAGGACCGUGGACCAGGCCAACAUCGUGGCCGACACGGCCACGGCCGGAGCCAACGACGUGUCGCAGGCGACCGUGGAGGGCGUGGAGAACGUCGCCGCGUCGACCGGACUCAUCAACCAGGAGGAGCCUGUAUACGAGGGAGAGUACGGGGGAAUGGAGCAGGGCGGUGAAGGAGGAGAGGGGUAUUAGUCGUCUUCAGGAGCUCCCCUCCCACCCUUUCCAGCAGCCCCUGCUCCUCUCGCCUCGCUGUACCAGACUCCAGAUGUUCAACAUAUUUUUUUGUGACUUAACUGAACCAAAACCUACAAGAGACUCUUCCAGAUGCUGCACACCAACCCAGCCGCCACCCCCGAUACUGCACCUCACCCUCCUUACGCCCCUCCAGCUGUCCCUCCUCACCCCCUCCUCACCCCUGCAGCCUGUAGCUCCCCCGUUUUGCCUUUCUCUCACCCGUGUGUUAGUGUCGUCCUGAUAUGAACCCCGAUGUCGUUACUGCCCCCACGCCUACCAGUCGAUAGGGAAACACACCAAGCAGUUACCGUUAACAGGCACAUGCAUGAAACACACACAUACAGUACAUAGCAAGAAAACGCCAGCAUGGACGCAAACACUGGAAGAACGCAUCAUAACUACAGUAAACUAAGUCAAUCGAUCAGUCUACAACAAUAGGUCACUCUGCGACUGAGGCCGGGUGUGAGCUUGUGUUUGUCGGCCUGUCUGCCCAUUGUAACCCAUAUAUGUGUGUGCAUGUGUAGCUGCAGGCGUGUAACAUAGAGGCUUUGUGCAAGGAGGCGGUGGAGGCAGAUUAUUCUGUUCCACGUGCUGCAUGGACAGAUGUGUAGAAUGGCUUGUCAAGUUGUAGAGUAGCAGCUGUUCUGUGUAACUUUGUGCGGCUUAGUGUGCAUUUAGACCAGCCGGAGUAGAAACGUGGAGAGAUCACGCGACGCAUCAACAACGAGAGCUUUGAAGAUCGAGAGCUUUGUUUUCUUUAAAAAUGCAAAUGUGAUUACCAGCAACUUGUACGUGCUGUUCAAUAACCAGCGUAGCUCUGACUUUGGUAGGAAAUAACCUGUUGCUGAGUCUGAUUUUUCUUCCCUGUGUAUGAACAUCACAUAGCUUUAAUAAAGAUUUAAACCAUGCUGAGAAAGAAAAUAUAAAAUGGGUUGUUUAGGUUUCAGAGAGGGAGGGAACUGGUCUGCUGUCGAAACAGAAUGAAGUUUACGUGUAGGUUCUGCAAAGCUUGAAUUAACAGAUCUGUGGCUGUUUCACUGUAGUUUAGUCUUAACCUCUGCUGUUCAUCCGUCCCAAUCAGCCCAGUCUCAUCUGUACCACAUUAACCUCCCAGCUUCAGUGUCCUCAUAUGCACCGUAUGUGUGUGUCUAAAGCUUAUGUGUUUGUUAUCAGAGGAUGGGUUCAGCCAGCAAAAUGUGUUUAUGUGUGUUUGUGUCUAGUAGGUUUGUGUGUUUUUACUUUGAGGCCAAUGGAAACUGAUGACUGCAUGUUUGCCUUAUCAAGCAAUCUGACAUUUACACACACACACACACACACACACACACACACACACACACACACACACACACACACACACACACACACACACACACACUAUACAGCACGUAAACACACAAUCACAAACACAAUUCACACACCAUGUUUAUGUUGGCAUCAAAGCAGACUCGCUGAUUUUAUAAACAGUAUCGAUGAAAAUAAAAAGAUUUUGUUGAAAUCCAACAA
This is a messenger RNA of Betta splendens (Siamese fighting fish), 2164 nucleotides long. It is a transcript of the gene sncgb, whose product is annotated as synuclein, gamma b (breast cancer-specific protein 1). NCBI's taxonomy places the organism in Eukaryota, Metazoa, Chordata, Actinopteri, Anabantiformes, Osphronemidae. The coding region runs from base 260 to 619 and encodes 119 amino acids. Gene Ontology annotation, biological process: synapse organization; synaptic vesicle endocytosis; chemical synaptic transmission. The record is from RefSeq and is a predicted model, not a curated record. Gene Ontology annotation, cellular component: axon terminus; neuronal cell body; cytoplasm. The transcript has 6 exons. Gene Ontology annotation, molecular function: cuprous ion binding.